GCAAACUACGCUUGUUACCUCCGACAGGUCUGCAGGCCACUGCUGCUGCCCGAGCCCGAGAUUUACCGCGAGCACCCCCGGACGGAUCAAUGGAUGGGAGCAUCAAAGGUCUCGAUCUUAGAUCUAUACAUUCGCUAGCUCAUGUCGUUCUGGCGUUCCAGAUCCCCUCUUGUUGUAGCUCGUCUGUGCUGCAGAGCAAAAGAGAACCAUGGAACUCGAGUCGCUUGAGAUCCACAGUUGCCAGUCGGCAUCAUGUCGACCUUGGAUGCUGCUCCUGCCUUGGUCUAGCGCACCAGCGUGCUCCCCCAUCACCAAGCGUACAUAUAAACGUUUGUACGACCUUCGAGCAUUCAAGAGUACAUACGAGUACAGAAAAGCUCAGGCCCCAGCGGUGCCUAUACGCGGCCGCGGAACGGCAUGUAGCGAUGUCUGCCAGCCACCUCACAAUGCACGCUGCGAACAUCAAGCUUGCUGCCCGCACUUUCGAUCAACAGGUCCAUGAUGACGCUGCCGCUCUUCCUGACGUCUCUCGUGCUUAAAAUCCCUGCUCCUCUACACGCGGAUGCCGCCGCCAAUGCGCACAGGCGCAUCGCAGAACCUUCUGC
Tilletiaria anomala UBC 951 is the source of this 605-nucleotide messenger RNA. RefSeq lists its product as uncharacterized. Bases 90 to 539 code for a protein of 149 amino acids. The transcript has a single exon. The record is from RefSeq and is a predicted model, not a curated record. NCBI's taxonomy places the organism in Eukaryota, Fungi, Basidiomycota, Exobasidiomycetes, Georgefischeriales, Tilletiariaceae.